ACAGAGGUAUCUAAAGAUUAGUUUAACUUUAGUACUAUUUGUUAUCCUCAGAAAAUUCAAAAACUAGAACGAAAAUGGGUAUGAAUAUAUGCUGUAAAUUAUGUUCAAUCGUGCAAAUCUUCUCCAUAUCGUUAAGCUUCACAGAAGUCUACAAUACAUUGAACCUGGGAACAACCAUUGUACAAAUGAAAAGUAUGGAGUUACAGGAGUUUCUCAGAACCCCAACAGUUACAGGAUCUGUGGGCACUAUUCUGAAAUUAAUCAUACUAUUCACACUGAUACUAAAACAUUGCAUCAAAGAUAAAUUCUGUGAAUGUGACGUGGAAUGCUGUGGAGUUCACUUGUUCUGUAAUUGCAUUGCAGCAGAAAUUCUGACAGUGAUACUGGAUCUAUUUUACACAUGGACACAAGGAGGAUGUGAUACAAUCUAUUAUUCAAUGGGGCUAUCAUUCUUCAUUAUUCCUAUAGCUUUCAUCGCAAGAUUAUGUUCUUCUUGUUGCUGUAGUGGCAAUUCAGCCAAAUACUAAACACAGCAAAAGGCUUGAAGACUAUUGCUUAGACAUGCUUAUGCUAACAAGCAAAAGAAAUGUGAUUUCUUAUUUGAAAUAAGACAUUUGAAUUUUUUGUCAUAUGAAAGGGAUUGUCUGUUGAAAGUUUUUUUUAAGAUUUCAUGUGAUAGUAUCUCUAUUAGCUCAAAUCCUGCAUAAUAUAGAUAGUAAUAAAUAUAGUGACUAGUGAGUAUGAUUAUUAUGGUUGCACGGUUGUGGUGGCCUAGUGUUGAAAGAGUUAAACUAAAAUAGGUUGGGUAAACGACAUUUAAUCGAAUCGGAUAAUUUGAGUAUUCUUAACGAAUACGGAAUGUUUUUAAUAUACGAAGGAAGCCAUAACAGUAACACUGAAGUACAAUAUUCCCUUUGGAAAUUAACAAAGACUGAAAAGUCGGUAACAAUACACACAAUUUUACUGGUUAUUUUUGUUAUAAUCUAUGUUUUUUGUCACUGCGAUCGUUUCAGCCGCAGACAUCAAAUGUUGGUAGCCAUAUUUCUGCCCAAUCUCUUUUUAAUUCUUACGCAAAAGCAUACGUCGAAGAUUGUUUUUUAUAU
Molecule: messenger RNA, 1103 nt
Organism: Styela clava
Lineage: Eukaryota; Metazoa; Chordata; Ascidiacea; Stolidobranchia; Styelidae
Source: RefSeq, a predicted model, not a curated record